UCCUUCCUACUCCGGGACUGUCUUCGUACAUAUGCGGCUGUACAGGUGAUGCAAAGACAUGGCGAUCUAGGGCGACAGUGGAUCUGAGCCCAAUCCAGUCUUGACCUGAAUUUGGGGCUGCGCCCCGCGGAGCGAACUAGUAGCUUUGGUGGGCAGUGCCCACUGAGACCCUGACCGACUAGCCGGCCGGACUCCAGCUGCGCAAAGUGCUCGCCGUGCCACCGUCGAGAUUCCUUCCAAUGCCAAUUCGAAGCUGGCAAGAUGCAGAACCCGAGGAAUGGGCCAGAAAUAAAACCGAAGCCACGCAGGGAUGUCCUGGCUUCUCUUAGAAUGGCCUCCAUGGAGGAGAUCUCCAGGGCGGCCCUUCCAGCAGAAAUUAUGUCUUCUAUCCUCGAUUACCUCUCCCCCGUCGACCUGAUACGAGUCGCGCGAUCCUCGAAGCUCUUGCGCGAAAUGGCAUACGAUGAUACCAGAUGGGUGCAGAAGCUGAAGCAGAUUGGGUGCUGGGAUGAGCUGGAGGCUCGCAAACAUGUGGAGGACACCUUCGGUACCAUAGCCGAUAUGAAAAGUGUCGAGCACAAAGAGGCGGCCGACUUGCAAGAAGCGAUUGAUGCGACUCAGCGAAAACCCGACCACGCCUUGAGCUCGCUCGCAGAUGGCUUUGAUCAGAUCCAGCUGUCUGCCCCUGUCGCCAGUCAGCAUCGGGAUGAAUCGGAAGGCGAUCCAGUCUUGGGAGUGUUGAAACAAGUCAGGUCGAUCCGGGGAGAAGCGCGUCAAGAGUAUGGGAAAAUUCAUGCGGCCCUGGCACCCUACUACAAUGAUAUCGUCACUUUGGGGCCUUCUCCCGACAAUCUGCUGUUCCGGGAUUUCAGCAAUCCGCGACACCAAGCGCAAAUCCUGUCUCAGUUGCAGGCCUUCUCAAACUGCGAUGCAACAGACGGUUGGCACGAGCGGACUCAACAAUUGCAGUCUGCUGUGUCGGCUCUCGAGACAAAUGCGAUCAAAGAGUUCAGGCACGGUUAUGAGACUGAAGACAUUGAGAACAGGAUGCGAGAAUAUGCGCACGUGCUGUAUAUAUUGAACGGUGGUGGCGCAGCGGUCGAGCUCUUCAUCCACCACAAUCACCUCGUUACGCGAAAAUCAGAUUUUGGAAAUGUGGCCGACUGCAUCGAUACAUUCACGGAAAGCGUGAAGCUGGAACAAACUCAGGCUUUCUUCACACGGAUGAGUGUCGCUUACAACGAGGAAGUGUCAAUUAUAAACCGUGCAUUUCCCCCGCAAUUGCAGGUUGGGCCUUCUUUUACCGAAAAGGUCGGACAGGAUGUGCUAUUCCCAUACCUGACAGCUGUCUUCGAUGAACUGCAUCGCACAAACAUUGAAUCAUACCUCACCGCAGUCUCGGGAACAUUCGCGCAAUGUCUGAAUCUAUCAGAUGCACUACUACCCAUACAGAACUCGCCCGAUACCUUCGAAGAAUUCUUGCAGCAUGUUAUCGCGAAGACCUAUGAGCCUCAUCUGGAUUUAUAUUUUGCAGAAGAAUUAGACCAUUUUCGGAAAAAAUCCGAAGCCGCAGUAGGGGAUUGGGACCGACAACUCUCAGAACAGGCUGCAUCAACCGAGCUGUUUCUGAUGUCCAACAUUAAUAGACAGGCAGACAAGCGGGACUUCUUGACCUCGUUUAAGAAAGUGAUUAUGGCUCCCGUCAACAUACUUCCCAGCUUCUCAGGGAACAAAGCAACUGAAUCAAAACCAACGCCAGAGCCGUCGCCUGAUGAUGCCUCGUCACUCAAAAGCCCAAAUCGGUUCUCGACAAUCGGCUCACCUGCCACCCCUCCCAUUACGGAAGCUCCAACAACAGAGCUCGCAGCCAAGGCCGCUGUGAUGAAGUCAAAAUUAGAAGGCAUCCGAUCUCUCUUCAGCAUCGAAAUCGCUCUCAGCCUGGUGCAUGCUGCAAAAUCCAGCUUAGAACGAGCUGCGCAAUUCGUCAGUGUCGGAGGCGAAUAUGGGAGCGCAGCCAAGCAGCAGUGCGAGGCUAUCUUUGUAGCCUUGGUGCGCAUCUUGGGACAUCGCCAUCUCAUCGGCGGUUUUGACAAGGCCGUCAGCCAUUUAUCCAACUACCGGCCUCGCGAACAAGGUGAACGGGAUCAGUCUGGUGUUGAGCCGUUGGUCACCUUCCUGGAGUUGGUGAACGUCGGCGACCUUAUCUUGCAGAUGAUCGACGUCUUCUACGAGCAGGAACUUGUCGGCACCAAGCUGACCGAUCGGAACGACUUCCUUGAUCCGGCCGUAAAGGAAAAGAAGAGAUUCGAGCAGAAUCUCGACGAACGGGUGGCUGCUGGAUUGAACAAAGGCAUCGACGUCCUCAUGGAGGAAGUGGACUACAUCCUUGCGACACGACAGUUAGCGACUGAUUUCAACCCGAGCAUCUCCACGGACCCGUAUCGAAAGACGAUGGAUGUAAGUAUCACUGAGGCUGCGGCUGCCGUAGUAGAUGUGGUUACCUCGCAUACACAGAUGCUUGUCGGCAGCACGGACAAGAGUAUGCUAGAUGUCUUCAACCAGGAGGUUGGACUGCGUCUCUUUACCGCAUUGUGCAAGCAUCUAAAGCGACAACGGAUCAGCAUCGAGGGAUCCUUGAAGCUUAUCAGCGACAUGAACCACUAUUUUAAAUUCAUCCAAACUUUCAAGAACAACGACCUCCUGCUCUAUUUUAAGGCCUUCCGCGAGUUGUCGCAGAUAUACCUGAUUGACUCGUCCGAUGCCAAGGAAUUAGCCACCAUUAUCGCCGAUGCGGAUCGAUUCUACGGGAUCUGGCGGGUGGAGGAAGUGUACGAAUUCGCCGAGCGACGAGCAGACUGGCUGCUAGUCAAACGGGACGUGGAACGAGCCAUGUACGGCAUUGGAUGCAGUGUUAUGUGAACCAUGAAUAUACCAUACCAUGUAUAUAGAGAGCCAUGAAUACCCCCUCCGACAGCGAUCAGAUGC
Aspergillus homomorphus CBS 101889 is the source of this 2985-nucleotide messenger RNA. Its product is annotated as exocyst complex component Sec10 family protein. Lineage: Eukaryota; Fungi; Ascomycota; Eurotiomycetes; Eurotiales; Aspergillaceae. The record is from RefSeq and is a predicted model, not a curated record. The coding region runs from base 262 to 2919 and encodes 885 amino acids. Gene Ontology annotation, biological process: exocytosis; Golgi to plasma membrane transport. Gene Ontology annotation, cellular component: cytoplasm; exocyst. Gene Ontology annotation, molecular function: protein binding. The transcript is spliced from 3 exons.